Molecule: messenger RNA, 969 nt
Organism: Coprinopsis cinerea okayama7#130
Lineage: Eukaryota; Fungi; Basidiomycota; Agaricomycetes; Agaricales; Psathyrellaceae
Product: pre-mRNA-splicing factor CWC26
Exons: 4
Coding region: 1-969 (322 amino acids)
Biological process (GO): mRNA splicing, via spliceosome
Cellular component (GO): RES complex; U2-type spliceosomal complex
Molecular function (GO): RNA binding
Source: RefSeq, a predicted model, not a curated record
AUGUCCGACCUCAAAGCAUAUCUAGCCGCCAAAUACAUGUCAGGUCCCAAGGCCGACGUCAUUCUCGCCAAAACAGCACCUCAGAAGAAGAAGAAACGAAAGAAGGACAGUUCGAAUGUAACGGGCAGCGGCGGUGCCAAAAUCGUGGACGAGGACGGUGGAUGGCCGGAUGACAGCAACAAAGACGAAGAUGAUUUGGCUGAAGCAGUCGUUGCUAGUGACAGAGGGUUCAAGAAGCGGAAGGUGAAGGACGGGGAAUCCAGUUGGGUGACGGUACAGGAGGGUGAAGGCGGACCCAGUUCAGCAAGGCAGCACGAAGAGGAGGUGACGCCACCAGACGAGCAACCUAUGGUUGUCGACACACCGUUCACAGGAGGUCUUGUCAGCGCGAAGGACCUCAAGAAACAUCUCCCACAGAAUGCCGUUUCGCAGAAGGAGGAAUACACCGCCGAAGAGAUUGCGCGGGCGCAAGAAACAGUAUAUCGUGACUCGUCAGGAAAGAAAAUUGACACCAAAGCUGCAAAGGCAGAGGCAGCACGGCUAAAGAGGGAAAGGGAGGAACAAGAAGCGAAGAAGAUGGAAUGGGGCAGGGGUCUGGUUCAACGAGACGAGGCUGAGAAGCGACGGGAGGAGCUGGAGAAGAACAAGUCAAGACCCUUCGCUCGGACAAUCGACGACAAGGAUCUCAACGAAGAAAUGAAGCAGAAGGAACUUUGGAAUGAUCCUGCGGCGGCGUUCUUGACGAAGAAGAAAUCAGAAGGACCCCGACGGCCUGAAUACACUGGUCCAACUCCUCCCCCUAAUCGGUUCGGUAUCAAGCCUGGGUAUAGAUGGGAUGGUGUCGAUCGAAGUAAUGGGUUCGAGAAGAAAUUCUUCCAGGCACAGAACGCUCGGAAACGACGUGGUGCAGAAGCUCAUGCAUGGGGGCGCCCGUGGUUGUCCCGCGGCCCCGACUGCGACGAAUGUUGA